AUGGCGUCUACUACAGCAGAGACGGUGAGGGACAAGCCGUCCAAGCCUACCGUGGAGGACGUUCCCGAAUCACCCACCACAGCUCGCCCCCUCGAGAUGGACGACGACGACGUGCAGGACACGAGCAUCAUCGCCAACGACGCGACGGCCACACCGACCAAGACUCCCGCUACUACGAAACCGACGGACCCCGAAGGCCAGAUUUCCGCCACCGAAGUUCCUGCUGAGACUCGAGCCGAACAGGAAGCCCCGCCUGCGAAGCCUCCUCGUCCCAUGUCGGAAGCUCAGAAGAAUGAACAUAUCCUCAAGGAAGCUUUCCCGACAGUGGACCAAGGCGUCAUCAAGGCUGUCCUGCGAGCCAGCAGCGGCCGAGUUGAGCCAGCAUUCAAUGCCUUGCUGGAAAUGACCGACCCUGAUGCCGUGAAGAACGAGCCCGAAGAGCAGCCGCCCGCCCGCCCUCCUCGUCCUCAGGGACGAGCCCCCAUCUCGCAGGUCGAGGCCGACGAGCUUUAUGCCCGGCAGCUGGCUGAGCACUACGAUAGCGUUGGCGCAUACGAGGCUCGCACCUCGAGCCUCAACCGCGACGGCCGACCGCGCCACCCUGACGAUGACGACCGCGAGCACAGCUUCCUCGACGACGACCUCCCCGUCAUCCGAGAGAACCUGCGCAAGGGAUUCGUCGACACGCAAACAAAGGUCAAUGGAUGGAUUGCCGGGAUAAGGAAGAAGCUGGAAGAAAGCUUUGAUGAGACGGAGGAGAGGACACAGAGCGAGGGCCAGCCCUUCCGACGCCAGGGUGAGGCAAGCCGUCGCAGCGGUGACUACGAUCGCUACGAUGCCGACCCGCAGGUUCUCAGCGAUGAUUUCGCCGGCAUGCGAUUCUCGUCGGAUGGCCAUCCCACCAACCACCCCCUAUCGAACCAGGGCCUGCACCGGCCUCCUCCCCCAUCGAAAUCGCCUAGACCUGAUGGUCGAAGAGUUGGAUUCAAGGAAGGCCACGAGGAGAUUAACAUGUACGACUCGUCACCCAAAGUGCCACCGAAAGACAACGCGGCCAACAAGUCCAGCAAGUGGCAGCCGCUGUCAACGGUGGAGCCCGAGCCGAUCACGGACAAUGAUCCGUUCAGCUUAGGCGAUAGCGAUGACGAGAAGGAGAUCAAGGAUACUAAGGAGACCAAGGAAGCCAAAGAGACGAAGCCCAAGGAUACCAAAGAAGUCAAGGAUGGCAGCGUGGCCAAGGAGGACGACGCGGCUGAGCGCGUCAAGAAGGCGACUGCCGAGGCCAUGGCGGACAGCCUAGGCGAGGCGACCAAGGUCGAGCAGACCGGGGAUAAGAAGAACUGA
This is a messenger RNA of Akanthomyces muscarius, 1344 nucleotides long. RefSeq lists its product as uncharacterized. The record is from RefSeq and is a predicted model, not a curated record. Gene Ontology annotation, cellular component: cytoplasm. Gene Ontology annotation, molecular function: ubiquitin conjugating enzyme binding; ubiquitin binding. Gene Ontology annotation, biological process: ubiquitin-dependent protein catabolic process. NCBI's taxonomy places the organism in Eukaryota, Fungi, Ascomycota, Sordariomycetes, Hypocreales, Cordycipitaceae. The transcript is spliced from 4 exons. The coding region runs from base 1 to 1344 and encodes 447 amino acids.